UCUGAGCUACGUCAAUAUAUAAUAUGUACAUAACUCCCUUUAUCUACAUUCCUCUCCCAACCUUCUUUUUUUUUCUUCAAACUUUGUUCGUGUUCUCUCUUCCCCUUACUUCGCCACUUUAAUGAGAAUUAUACCAACUACACGAACUAAUAUCAGUCCAUCCUAAUAUACCCUCACUUGUGAUACCCCUAAUCUGCUCCUCUGCUUUGCGCCGCCGCACAUUAAAUAUCCAACAGUUGAUAUUGAGAUACCCUAUUCCAUCAUCACCAUGGCGACCGUUAACAAACCGACGGACGUCAAGCAGAAGGAGGCAGAUGUAAACCGCAAGCUUCAGAUCUACGGCAUUAUAAAUGCAUUCCAGAUUGGCAAAGUGCCAUCGAACGACCAAAUCGACGUUGCUUUGAACAGUCUCCUCGAAUCGAAAGCGUUGUCGAAGCCUUCAGAGAAGCUUUCGUCGGAUGGACGAGAGCUUGUCGCAGAUGUCAGGGAGGUGGUGACACAGGCGAAGAAGUUACUUCUAUCGAAGAACGAGGGAAAUAUCCUGCAGGACUUCAUUUGGCAGACCCAACAGUUCGACCCCAAGGCCGUGAACGUGCCUAACGCUCCUGUGGAUAAGGAUACGGUGAAGCAACAUGGCGACACAGUUCUCGAGGGGUUCCGUACUCUGGGAACCUUGAUUAUUACCAACGGCCAGUUCCGCAAGCUCCUUAAUGAUGCCACCAUAUUGUUCCGCGAUAUUGCUGGGGACGCUGCAACCAAUGCGGCAAGCACACUGAAACCUGCGCAUGAGGAUCUUGCCCAAAUCGACCGACCCGCUGAAGACAAUGUGUGGCAUGAGGCCCCCGAUUUCUCCAAGACGACUGUGAAGUCUCAGCUACAGAAUAUCUACAAGAGUAAACCCGGAGAAGAUGCUCAGAAAGUCGUUAGCUCUGGUGCCCAAGCGGCUCAACAGUCUGAUGGGUCAGCAACCGAUCGUCUCAACGCUGCGCAGAAUGCUACGGGCGGCGUUGUGGAGCAGGCUAAGUCGAACGUUGACCCUGAUACCCGCGAAUCUGUCCAGCAGGCUUCUAAGCAGUAUGGCGCUCGUACUCGGCAGUAUCUUUCUAAGAAAAUGCCAGAGGAGCGUCGUGAUCAGACCAUCUGGCGUCUAAAGAAAAUGGUCGUCGAAUGCCAGCAGCACCCUGAUUACAAUCAAGCCAUUUCUACGCUGCUUGACAUAGCCGAGCAGUAUGGCUCUCACAGCAAGAGCAUCGUGGCUGGUAGCACUGGCACUGUCAAGGAAACGCGAACUCACCUUGCCGCUGCUGAAGCUGACUUGAAGACAUUGAUUGAGCGAUUUGCCAACGGAACUUCGUCGGACGAUCUUUGGUCUUCAAUCAACACCAUCUACGCGGACGCCGACAAGGAUCCCGAAUUGAAAGACUGGUUCAAGUCUAUUGACUCUUACAUCCGCAAAUGUCUUCAGCAACAAGGCUAUAUCAUGGAAGAUGCUUCGAACGAGGAAUGGCGUCGUCUCUACGACCAUGGAAACUAUCUCCUCCGUGAUAAAUACAGGAGCCACACCAACCGCAUCGUCGACGAGAUCAAGUUCUUGGCCAACCAAUUCGACCAAGACCCCCAGAACAAGGCAUUCGGCGCCUCCUUGGAAAAGCUGUUCAGCGACCUUGGAAAUGAUGAGCAAGGCAAAGCGGUUUUCAAGCCUCACUUGGUCAAGGACCUAACCGAUAUCAUUAUCCCAGCAAUCUUUGAGAAGGUUGCCUACAUUCCUAUUCCUCGCAUCGAGUAUUCCGACUCCGAGAUUGAUGCAGUGGUGGAGAACCUCGUGUUGGAGAGCGACAACUUUAUGCCCAAUGUCCUUGAGGUCGCUAGCGACAAUUACUGGAGAUUUGGCCGUAAGAAGAUUGCUAGCAAGAACAAGAAUUCUAUCGAUGUCAAGGUUACGGGCGUCCAAAUGGACUUACGCGAUGUCAGCUUCUAUGUCAAACGCAAACAAGGCUUUCCCUCUAUCACGGACACCGGUGUUGCAAACAUCAAGAUGGGUGGUGAUGGGUUCUGCUUUCGCAUGAAGUUAUCUACUGCCGACGACAAGGACUCACAGCACCUCUUCAAGAUCGACAAGGUUGAUGUGGACGUCACGCACCUACAAGUUAAGCUCGUCAGGUCUAAGCAUAAGAUCCUGUUUGGUCUUUUCAAGCCCGUCAUGCUUAAGGUUCUCCGCCCAGCAAUCCAGAAGACUGCCGAGAAGGCACUCAAGGAUCAAUUCAACAAGUUUGAUGAGUUGCUUUACCAAAUCAAGAAAGAGGCUGAUCGCGCGCUGGACGAGGCUCGCUCCGACCCUGGAAACACUCCCAACAUUUACAACCGAUACAUCAAUGCUGCACAGAAGCAGAUCCUUCAGGGCAAGAAGAAGGCCGAGGCCGUGGCAGCCGACAAGAAGGUCAACUUAGCCGUGACUAAGGAGGACAGUGUCUUCCCCAACAUCCACUUGCCUGGUGGCAUUAGCUCCAAGGCGACGGAGUACAGAGAGUUGGCUCGCAAGGGCGAACAGUGGGAGAGCCCUAUAUUCUCCAUCGGUUCCGCUUCCAAGAGCACCAACAUUCCUUCUGCCCCUGACGUUGUUCGCAAGAUGCACGCCGUGAACGACAAUACCGCCACGAACGGUAACUACACGAACGGCACUCUCACUAACGGUCAAUCUGCAAAUGGCAAGUAUGUGUCUGGUACCGGACCUACUAGCACGACCGUUCCGACUGUUACGAUCUAGAAGGCGUAACGUAUAUGCCACGACUCUCUUUAGGCACGUCUAUGAGUUAUGAGGGAAAGUAAGGAAACUUGGGGCAAGGGAAUAGGGAUCAUGCAGUUGCGUCGGGGGAUCCGAUGAUGGUUAUACCCGAAGAUACCCAGGGGUUCAGAAUGACUUCACUUGGAAAAGCUACAAUGACGGUAGCACGACGGUGAUGAUACCUCUUAUUGUUAUUCUGCUUUAGUAUAUCCCCUCUCCUUUAUCGGACUAUCGGAUAGGUAGUAAUACGCGUAAUAAUCGGGAAUAAACAAGAACUGAAAAGCAA
Annulohypoxylon truncatum is the source of this 3068-nucleotide messenger RNA. RefSeq lists its product as uncharacterized. The transcript has 5 exons. The record is from RefSeq and is a predicted model, not a curated record. Bases 269 to 2764 code for a protein of 831 amino acids. NCBI's taxonomy places the organism in Eukaryota, Fungi, Ascomycota, Sordariomycetes, Xylariales, Hypoxylaceae.